AUGGUCAACGAAGUCCCCGCUUAUGUGCUUGCGGCUCUCACAGCAGGUGGCGGCAUCACCGGAUACAUUCGCACCGGAUCGUUGCCAUCUGUUAUCGCUGGAACUGCUGUUGGUGCUCUGUACGCCCUAGGCGGCUACCGCAUUGCCACAAACCAGCAAUAUGGGCUCGAGCUCGCCCUCCUUGCCUCCUUGGUGCUUGCUGGCUCAUCCAUUCCUCGCGCUAUUAAGACUCAGAAGGGGCUUCCAAUUGGUUUGAGUCUCCUUGCUCUGUACGGACUGUUUACGUACGGCACUGCGUAUAAGAAUAGGUUGUAG
This is a messenger RNA of Pseudogymnoascus destructans, 315 nucleotides long. RefSeq lists its product as uncharacterized. The record is from RefSeq and is a predicted model, not a curated record. The transcript is spliced from 3 exons. Lineage: Eukaryota; Fungi; Ascomycota; Leotiomycetes; Thelebolales; Thelebolaceae. Bases 1 to 315 code for a protein of 104 amino acids. Gene Ontology annotation, cellular component: membrane.